GUCAUUUUUCUUCACGGAUUGGGAGAUACCGGGCAUGGAUGGUCAGAAGCGCUUGCGGGUAUCAAAAGCCCCCAUGUAAAAUACAUUUGCCCACAUGCGCCAGUUAUGCCAGUUUCUUUGAACAUGAACAUGGCUAUGCCAUCAUGGUUUGAUAUCAUUGGACUUUCUCCAGAUUCACAGGAAGACGAAGCUGGGAUCAAGCAGGCAGCAGAGAAUGUUAAAGCACUGAUAGAUCAAGAAGUUAAAAAUGGAAUUCCUUCUAAUCGAAUUAUUCUGGGCGGCUUUUCUCAGGGAGGUGCUUUAUCAUUGUAUACAGCUCUUACAACGCAACAAAAAUUAGCAGGUGUGGUAGCCCUCAGCUGUUGGCUUCCUCUGCGGGCUUCUUUUCCUCAG
Pterocles gutturalis (yellow-throated sandgrouse) is the source of this 393-nucleotide messenger RNA. Its product is annotated as acyl-protein thioesterase 1. The record is from RefSeq and is a predicted model, not a curated record. The transcript has 6 exons. The annotation marks the transcript as partial. Gene Ontology annotation, molecular function: carboxylic ester hydrolase activity; palmitoyl-(protein) hydrolase activity. Gene Ontology annotation, biological process: protein depalmitoylation. Gene Ontology annotation, cellular component: cytoplasm. NCBI's taxonomy places the organism in Eukaryota, Metazoa, Chordata, Aves, Pterocliformes, Pteroclidae.